CCAUCCCUCAUUCCCCCUUUUAGUCUCGGCUGCCUUACCGAACUCACAUAAGCCCCUUGAACUCAAGCAUGACUAUUCCACAAGUGAGCAGAGCUUUGCAUCACACACUGCUCAGCAUCUCCAUGCCAUCGUAACCCAAGUUAUAAGGGCUCCUUGGUCCUCCCCGACCAACUUCCUCCCCAGAAUCUCCUUCGUACACGCUCCCACUCCAACGGGUGCCCUGGGCGCCUCACAAAUUCCAACACAAUGAGGGCCUGCCUCCUCGUCCCUUCUCGCGCCAAUGAACUCCACCGCUCAUUACCUCCCCGCGCCAAAGAGCUUCACCCUCGGUUCCUCCCAACACCCCCACCGCCCAAGAAGCCUUUCUGGCGCCGCUCUUCCGAAAAUGCGCGCAAGAAAUCCAAUACUCCAACGGUUGACUCUGGUGUCGCCGACUUGUCCACCUCUUCAUCUCCAAUCCAUCGUGUUCCUCCCCCUGAAAAUGAAGGAAUCGCCGAUCUCAACGCCAUUGCUGAAACCUCCAAUCCCGGCGCUGAGAGACUUCCCAGAUAUACAGGGGAACACAACUCCCAGCAAGUCACAGUCUCAUACAGAGACGUAACCGAGUUCUGGUCCGGCAACGCUUAUAUCAGCGACGAUGAGAACUCCUCCAAUCCUGCGUACAAGGACCAAGUCAUCCGAGAGACCCUGGGCGAACGGUUGAGAGACCGAUUCCAAGACUUUCGCGAGCGCAACAGCUUCUUUGUCAAACGUGACAAGAAGAGAGGCAAAAACUUGCUUUUGUGAAGGUCAAGGCGCGUAUGAGUCCCUAACGCGACAAGUGGAACAGAGCUGAUGCUUAGAAGAGGAGAAUCUGUGAAAUGAUGGAAGGCGUUAAAAGGCGGUGAGAACAGGAGAGGAAGGAGAAGAAUGUGAGGGCGAACACUUGAGUGAUUGUCACUUUAGCUAGAAGUUUUCGAGUUCAGAGGAGUGUUAUGGCGUUG
Molecule: messenger RNA, 983 nt
Organism: Hyaloscypha bicolor E
Lineage: Eukaryota; Fungi; Ascomycota; Leotiomycetes; Helotiales; Hyaloscyphaceae
Exons: 1
Coding region: 247-786 (179 amino acids)
Source: RefSeq, a predicted model, not a curated record